AAAAAAAAACUUGCGAAAACAUUUUUCUGUGAAAAUUUAUUAAUUAAAGCACUAUUUAACAAUGGAUAUCAACGAUAACAAUUUCCGUAUCUUGACAGAAUACUUAGCAAAUACUUUAAACCCAGAUCCUGCUGUACGAAGACCUGCUGAGCAAUUCCUUGAAACUGUCGAUCACAACCGUAAUUAUCCCCAAUUAUUGCUCAUGCUGAUCGAUAAAGAUGCUGUAGAUAUGACAAUUCGAGUGUCUGGAGCAAUUGCCUUUAAAAAUUACAUUAAAAGAAAUUGGGGAAGAAAUAUUGAUAAUCCAGAAGAACCAGACAAGAUCCAUGAAAGCGAUCGGGAAGCAAUUAAACGAAUGAUUGUACCUUUAAUGUUGAAAUCUCCAUUGUCGAUUCAGAAACAAUUUAGUGAUGCUAUUCAGAUUAUUGGAAAAUAUGACUUCCCAAAAAAAUGGCCAUCACUUUUGGACGAGAUGAUUGAAAAGUUCCAAACUGGUGAUUUUCAUGUGAUUAAUGGAGUUCUCAAGACGGCACAUUCCUUAUUCAAACGCUAUCGUCACGAGUUCAAGUCUCAAGAAUUAUGGGAGGAGAUUAAAAUUGUUUUGGACAAGUUUGCCAAGCCUUUAACCGACUUGUUGCAGGCUACGCUUAAUUUGAGAACAACUCAUAGUACUAAUGAAGCAGCAUUGAAAGUCAUUUAUGAAUCUUUAGCAAUCAUGUGUAAAGUCUUUUAUUCGCUCAAUUCUCAAGAUUUACCAGAAUUCUUUGAGGAUAAUAUGGGAAUUUGGAUGCCAACGUUCCAUGAAUUGCUUACAACGGAUGUUCCAUGCUUAAAAACUGGCGAAGAUGAAGAAGCUGGAGUUAUGGAAAUGCUUCGCUCUCAAAUUUGUGACAAUAUUACGCUUUAUGCACAGAAAUAUGACGAGGAAUUUGGUCCUUAUAUGCAGAGAUUCGUUACAGCUGUUUGGGAAUUGCUAGUUAAUACAGGACAGCAGCCAAAAUAUGAUGCUUUAGUUACAAACGCUUUGCAUUUCUUGAGUACCGUUGCUGGACGUCAACAAUAUAGCAGUCUCUUUGCGGAACCAAGUGUUUUAGCAAGCAUCUGUGAGAAAGUCAUUGUCCCUAAUAUGGAUUUCAGAAAUUCGGAUGAGGAGCUGUUUGAGGACAAUCCAGAAGAGUACAUUCGUAAGGAUAUUGAAGGAUCUGAUAUAGAUACAAGGAGACGUGCAGUUAGUGAUCUUUUGAGGACUUUAUCGCAGAAAUUUGAAGCAAAAAUUAUCGAGCUUUUUAGUCAGUAUUUGAAUAUGCUUUUAGAACGUUAUAAGGCAGACCCAAAAAAUAAUUGGCGCUCAAAAGACACUGCAAUCUAUUUAGUAACAACAUUGGCAGCUAAAGCUACAACACAAAAACAUGGAGUUACUCAAGCUUCUCAAUUAGUGCCAAUUCCACAAUUUUUCGUAAGUGAUAUUGUUUCGGAACUCGAGAGACCAGAUGUAAAUGAUUUACCAGUACUUAAAGCUGAUGCAUUAAAGUUUUUAAUGACUUUCCGUACUGUUCUUGGUCCACAAAUUAUUGGAGCAAUUCCACAAGUUAUUCGUCACUUGCAAUCAGAUAGUUAUGUCGUUCACAGCUACGCUGCAUGCAUUUUAGACAAGAUUCUGAUUAUGAAAGAUGGAAAUGGUAAUCCUUUAAUUACACAAGAGAUUUUAUCUCCAUAUUCUGGCGAUGUUGUUGGAGGACUUUUCCAGGCUUUAUCAAAGCCUAAUUCGAAUGAAAAUGAAUAUAUUAUGAAGGCAAUUAUGCGAUCAUUUAAUACAUUAAAUGAAAAAACAAUGCCAUUUAUGAGCGCUGUAUUGCCAAAGCUCACAGAAAUAUUAACACAAGUGUCGAAGAAUCCAUCAAAGCCUCAUUUCAAUCAUUUCCUGUUUGAGACAAUUGCAUUAGCUAUAAAAAUUGUCUGUAAAAUUGAACCGAAUGCAGUCACGUCAUUUGAGGAAGCGCUAUUUCCACAAUUUCAAUUUAUGCUUCAAAAUGAUAUUAUGGAAUUCUUGCCGUACGUUUUCCAAAUGCUCUCCUUGCUAAUGGAAAUUCGACAAUCAAUUGGAUCUGUUCCUGAACCUUAUUUAGCUCUAUUCCCAUGUCUUCUUAGUCCAGUUCUAUGGGAACGGCCAGGAAAUGUAACACCUUUAAUGAGAUUAUUGUGUACAUUUGUUAAACAAGCAUCGGCACAAAUUCAGGCACAAGGCAAAUUAAUGAGCGUUCUUGGAGUUUUCCAAAAGAUGAUUGCAUCAAAGUCUAACGAUCAUGAAGGCUUUUACUUGUUGCAGCAUUUAAUUGCUCAUUAUCCACGAGCUGAUUUCCUUCCUGUUAUGCCACAAGUAUUCACUCUUCUCUUCCAACGUUUAAGCUCGUCAAAAACAACAAAAUUCGUCCGAUGCUUGAUUGUCUUAUUCAAUUUCUAUGCAGUCAAAGUCGGUGCUAAUGAAUUAAUCCAAUUAAUUGACACAAUUCAGUCACAAAUGUUUGGAAUGGUUUGUCAACGUGUUUUUGCAACAGAUCUUAAUAAAGUUUCUGGAGAAAUUGAAAGAAAAAUUGCAGCAGUUGGAAUGACUAAAAUACUUUGUGAAUCAUCAAUGAUGCUCCAACCUCCUUAUGUUACUCAUUGGCAGCCACUUGUUCAAGUCUUGAUUGAAUUGUUUGAAUUACCACAAGAUGAAUCGAGCAUUGAAGGUGACAAUUUUAUUGAGAUUGAAGAUACAGCUGGAUAUCAAGUAGCUUAUUCACAAUUAAACUUUGCAUCAGCUAAGAAGGACGAUCCAAUUUCGGAAGUUCCUGAUGCUAGACGAUAUUUCAUUGAAAAAUUGAGCCAAAUUCAACAACCGGAAAUUAAGUCAAUGCUUCAUCAAAUGACUGCACAGCACCAAGCAGCCUUGCAGAAAUACGCAGGUCAAUUUGGAGCGUCUCUAUUUUAAUUAUCAUGAUUAUUUAAGUUUUAUUAUUCUCUUUUUACUACUGUUUUCACAAAUUAAUUGUUAAAUAAGAGAAACAGUUGAAUAAAUUAAUCACACGAUUAUUUUGAUGUAGA
Messenger RNA from Chironomus riparius, 3084 nucleotides. NCBI's taxonomy places the organism in Eukaryota, Metazoa, Arthropoda, Insecta, Diptera, Chironomidae. The record is from the annotation of a GenBank genome assembly.